Molecule: messenger RNA, 1377 nt
Organism: Entamoeba invadens IP1
Lineage: Eukaryota; Evosea; Mastigamoebida; Endamoebidae
Product: translation initiation factor 2B, delta subunit, putative
Exons: 2
Coding region: 1-1377 (458 amino acids)
Source: RefSeq, a predicted model, not a curated record
AUGAGUGAGGCACAACACAAAAAUAUCACUGAAGACGCGCAACUUGGCCAAAAAGAUCCUUCAAAGAAACAACCGACUCAACAAAAGCAACAACAAAAGGGACAAAAGACGCAAAAGUCCCAGAAAAGUACGCCCAUCAUGAAAAAAGACGACGAAAACAAAGAAGUCCAAAAAGAAGAAAAAGUCGAGGGGGAACACCAACUAACUAAUAAAGAACUCAAAGCACUCAAAAAACAACAAAAACACGACAAAAAAGCUGCACGCGUCGCAGCGGGAAUUCCACCAAUUCCACAGCCCCCAUCGAAAAAGGAAAAGAAAGAACAACAACAGGGAGAGAAGGAAAAACACGACGAGAAACAGAACAAAACCCCGCAGAAAAAGAAGAGCGAAAAGGAAGUUAAGCCUCAAAGUAGUCAAGGCUCUGUGUGCUUUGACCCAAUUAGGUUAAUGGUUGGCGACGUGAAGAGAAUGCCGGUCAUCCCUCUUAACAGUAAUGCCGUUCACUUUUCUUUCUUACAAUUUGCGUUGGAGUGCAGUGAAUAUAAGUGCAUUGGAAGUACAGUCAGAGCACUUCGAUUCAUCGACUGCAUCAUCCAAAUGCUCCAAUCGACACCAUUCACACAAAGCAUUCAAUGUGUCCCAAUGGUCGAAGAUGCGAUGAAACUCCUUGAAAACGCACGAAGUGUCACUGUCGGGAUGAAUAACGUGAAGAAUUUCAUCUUCAUGAAAAACCUCGAGAUUGGCGAGGCGUUGCAAACGGCGCAGACGAUCUCGAUGAGCAUCAUUGGGAGUCAAAAGGAGAUCAUUUCAAAAGUGGUGGACACGUACAAAUAUAUCAACCAACACGCCGUCAUCCUUACACUUAACUAUUCAACACUCUUAUUAAACAUUUUUAAAAACCAAUACGCAAAAGGAACGGAUUUUAAAGUCAUUGUAGUCGAGACAUCACCGCUGAAAGAAGGAGCUUACUUCGCGCGAGCUCUUACAGACAUUGGAAUAGAUACUACUUACAUUCUACCAGGUGGACUUCAAAUAGUAUUGGGGACGGUUACUCGAGUACUUUCUUCAGCUUCAGCUAUGGACGGAAGAGGGUCUGUAUACACGAGAGCGGGCUCUGCAUCAGUUAUUUAUGCUGCACAGAAGAUGCACAUACCAGUUAUAGUGUGUUGUGAGACAUAUAAGAUGACGGAUGGGAUACUCAAGAACGAAAAAGAAAUGUGCAGAAUGUGUAAGAAUGCGACAAUGUACGACGAAGUCCCUCAGGAGAUGAUCACUGUAGUCAUCACCGAGUUUGGAAGAGUCCCGCCUUCCUCUAUUCCUGCUAUUGUGAGAGAACAACGUUGGGACUCGAAAGUGCUUUCACAAGAAAAAUACUAA